Molecule: messenger RNA, 9245 nt
Organism: Varroa destructor (honeybee mite)
Lineage: Eukaryota; Metazoa; Arthropoda; Arachnida; Mesostigmata; Varroidae
Biological process (GO): regulation of transcription by RNA polymerase II
Cellular component (GO): nucleus
Molecular function (GO): RNA polymerase II cis-regulatory region sequence-specific DNA binding; DNA-binding transcription factor activity
Source: RefSeq, a predicted model, not a curated record
CGAGCGAGCGACCGAACCAUCUAGCGGCAGCAGCAGCAGCAGCAGCAGCAGCAGCAGCAGCAGCGGACGAGCGAGCGAGUGAGCGCGAGUGUGAGGCUGUGAGCGGCGCUGGGGAGCAGUAGUAACUCCAACAACUCCAACCAUUCGUCCGCGCGCCGUCGUCGUGGACACCGCGCUAGCAGCGUCCGCGCCUAUCGCGCCUAUAUACGACUCUACUGUUGUCCGCCGCCAGUGAGUGCUGCGGUAUCGUGUCUGUGUGAAAGUGUGUGAGAGAGAAACGAGUGUACGGAAGGAGAAUAAUCAAUCUGCUAACCGUCUAACGGCAAUUAACGAAGAGGAAAACAAAAGCUAGAGGAAUAUUUUAAGUGGUAUCACCAUUAUCAUCAACUAAUUAAUUAUUUAUUAUACUAAUUAUCGAAUUUGUUAAACUUGUCAUGACAACUGAAGCUGGACAACGACCUCGACGACGACGACCACGAUUACGACGGCUAGGCAAGAAGAACUAAAAAAGAAACGUUGUUUCUGGUGCUGGGGGUGCUGAUCCAGGCGGUGUCGCUGCUGUCCAGUGAAGUGCCAUAGCGCUGAUGCUGCCCGUGGCAGUAGUAAUAUAAUUUGAGUGGUCGGUCUGACAGGCCGGUCCAAUGCGCCAUUGAUGGCUACCCACUGGAAGAUGUUGGAAUCAGCAAUGGACUACAGUGGUAACUGGCCAGCUUAGUUAAGCACGUUCACUGCCGUUAGUCAGAUAGAGCGGCAGAUCAACUGAGUACGCAGGCAUCAGAAUCGCAGUCUGACCUCCUCUGUGGCCGGAUAACGACACUCGGCUGCCUGUAACAAUAUUAGUUCGUGGUUGCAGCGACUCUUGUCAUCGUCGUAGAACACGAGCGCAAGUCCUCGUCUCCACACCGAAGCAUUUCGUCGUAUAAGCCUUCGGCUUAUUCUGGCGGCUCGUAGCUGUUCGUCAGAUAGACGGCAAAUAACAGGAUAUGAAUAAGGGUCCAUGGCACGGAUAUAUUUUAAAUGUCAUCACUCUUACAUGUAAUACCCGCUAUUUCUAUCGCUGCUAUAGCCGCUUUUAUAAAUUAGUUAUGCUGACGACAUUUUGUUAAUAAUUAGAAAAAAAAAAAAAACGACAAAAAGCCGUUACUUUCCUAUUGCUGCGAUUAUUAUCACUCCUGCUAUAACCAGCUCAACCAGUUUAAUUCGCGUGAUCCAGUGAAGCAAAAAACUGAUGCCUGCUAAUUCGUUAUGUGCUCCCAUGAUUCACCGUCGUUACCGCUCUCCACGCCCGUUGCCUCUAUUAGCCAGAAUGAUUGAUAACUCAUUAAUACAAAGUUAACAAAAAAUAGAAAUUACCUGCCAGAAGAGAAAUUUCAAAGAAAAAAAAAUGCUAAACGUAUGCCGAGUGUCAUAUUGGCGUUGAUGAGCGUAUCCGUUGUCACUCUCAUCACGACCACUGCCACCAUCAUCAGCGUAAUCUGAUGUUCCUGUUGUUCCUCUCAGCUGAGAGAUCGGCGUAAUAGAAAACGUAGGAGACGCUUGGGACAUUUAUUCGACAGUGAAAAGUUCUAGCAGCCUUUAUUUCUGCCUGCCAAAAGGACGUCAAGGGAAAUUCAACACAAGCUAGCGACAAUCCUAUAAGGGAAAGGUCGCUGUCCGUCGUUGUUACUGUCAAAGAAAGUGCCUGUUCGAUACGUUCACCACUCUAAGCAAAAAUUACAAACAAUUAUAAUUCGACUAUUAUCCCAACUGCUAUUUACUUCAAGAUAAAAAAAAAAAGGGAGCUUCUGUUGCCUUUCUGCUGCCAGAACGUCGUCGACUAGGUGACCGGUGCAUUCGUGGGACUAUGUGCUGACCAAGGACUAACCUAGGCUGUCUGUGGAGUGUAUGGAAGAACUUCUUCUUCAACCGAAUUUUGGCGACUGUAUUGGGGUGUUAAAGUUGUAGAAGUGUACCCGAAAUCUAAACACAAUCGGUAUAGUAGUCGUACAAUUUAUUAUUUGUAAAAGUGGCGACCCUGAGCUCGCGCAGGAUGUGGUGGGGCGGUAGCUCCUCUCAGCCAAGAGUGUACAUGAAGCCGCCCGGAGUACCAAUCGCGUCCGAAUGUCCGAUCGGAGGCCCUGGAUCCACCGGGGCCCCGUCUGGACCACCUUCUCCCGAUUCCCCACCAUCAAGUACACCGGCUAACGACUCGCCUGCACUCAAAGUUGAGGUGGACAACGCUUGGAGAAUGGAUGAUGACGUUCUAACGUGCGGCGUGUGCUACCAGCGGUUCGCGUUGGUUGACAUACUGCGUUUCAUCGAGCACAAAAUGCAUAACUGUAGUAACAAGGAAAAUAGCACUGCGAAAAAAUCGUUUGGUGUCGCCCUGCACAGCCUUCCUCAGGGCGUACUGUCUGGCCUUAAUGCGCUUACUAACCUUUCAAGUUUGUCCACGAUGUCCGGUUCGACGCAUUCGCCCCAGUCGCCUACUGGUUCGACGGCAGGAUCUGGCCUGGGCGACGGCGAUUCACGACCCUUGAGUCCGCGAGGCGUCAAGCGAACCCGCGACGACGACUCGCGAGCCCCCUCACCACGCGAGAAGGCCAAAAGUAGUUCAGCUGCCUCUGCAACCGCCGUGGACAACAACAAAUCAGUCCUCGCCGAUGCAGAUACGAACACCUCAUCUACUGAGCCUAGCAGUUAUACGUGCUUCACGUGUAAGCAGACGUGUGCGUCAGCGUGGCUGCUUGUGCAGCACGCGCAAUCUGCGCACGGCUUAAGAAUCUGCUCAGAUUCGGUGUCAUCACAAGGACCUAUGGGUCCUCUCAACCUACCCAUUGGUUCGAGCUUUCCACUUCUCCGCAGCUCUUCACCUCUGGGCGCCCCGCUCGACCUCAAGGCUGGCGGCUCAUCACCUCGUCCUCCUCAACCUGCCGGCCUCGACCACGGCGACUUCUACUCGCAGCGGCUCCGACAGCUCGCUGGCGCUUCGUCCCCUAACGCUGCCAUCGCUGCUCUAAGCACGCUUGCAAGCAAUGGAAAGGCUUUGCCUCUGUCACUUGACGCACGUCUGCCUGAUGCGGCGUCGGUUUCGCCCAAGUCGUUUUCAAACGCUCUCAACUCCAUCAAGGACAUUAGCAUCACAGAACCCAAAGUAUUCAGCUGUAGCCUGUGCAGUUUCGAGUGCGAGAAAGAGUCGCGACUGCAAAAACAUAUGAAGUCGCAACACGACAGCGAGCUAACCCGUAAAGACGUUUCAUCGUUAUCUGAUGUUAUUAUGCCGGACCGCACGAACGAGACGACCAAUAGUGCUAAGGAUCGAUUGGUUGAAGCAACCGACGUCAGCGCUGUCGACACAAAUGCUGCCCUCAAAGAUAGCGUCGGCAGUAUUAGCAGCAAACAUGACAGCGUGACGGGCCUCAGCAUUUCGCUCGUUAAACGGGAACAGCUAGCAAACAAGCUGUUAAAUCCGAGUCUGAGCAACAACCCCUCGGUCGUUCCGACCAAUUUAAAGGGUCGAGUUGCUGCGGUGGUUGCGGCAGCAGCCGCUGUCUCCGCUGCAUCUGCACCAUCUGUGGCGUCGGCAUCAGCCGAUGAUUGCGACACCGAAGAAGAUGAGGUGGAUGAAGUGGAAGAAGCGGAAGAAGAUGACGAGGACCACGAGGACGAACUGGAUGAGGACGAGCUGGACGAUGAAGAAGAGCACGACGGCCUGCCGCUCGCCCGUCACCACCACCGUAUCCGCCUAAACCUCAAACACAAGGGAUCAUCUCGAUGUCGCGAAGGAUCUGCAGCUCCUGUGAACGGAGACUGUGUCGCCCAAGACCUCACCGUGCGGGGCCCGAGCUCUUCGUCUUCGACGACUCCGGUGCCCCCAUCGCUCUCACCCCCCAAGACAACAACAUCGUCAACUACGACUACCUCGGUGGCCCCCGCGGCCCCGCCAACAACGGCCGCCGACCAUUCAGCGAUGGCGCACAUGAUCGCAGCUGCCGGCCUGAGGAAGUCCCUUCUCGGAGAAGUCAUGGAGAAGAUUGGCCUUACCAAUAUCCAGCAGUACUCGGAGGCCUACAAACAGGCUCUCGAGGAACGGCCCAGUUCUGCGGCUUCGUUCGUAAACGGAGGAAGCCCCAGCUCAGUGAACUCGUCGUUGACGGAGCGGUCCUCGUCGGCAGCCAAACUGGACGGGGCGUCAGCUGAGGCGCUCUACCCACUGUGGACGAUGCAGGGGCUCGGGCCGGCGGCGCGCGACCUCUACGGCGGGCUCGGAGAGAGCAGCCCGUUCAGCCGAGGCGCGAAGGAUCUGCUUAGCAGUCUGCCCUUCUCGCCGCUCAGGGGACACCCCGCCGCCUCGAGUGCCUCCAUGGUGCCCUUUCUCGCUGGCACCAAGCCGCCCCGGGGGGAGAGACGCAACGACACUUGCGAAUUCUGUGGAAAGGUUUUCAAGAACUGCAGCAACCUGACCGUGCACCGACGCUCGCACACGGGUGAGAAGCCCUACAAAUGCGAGCUGUGUUCCUACGCCUGCGCGCAGAGCUCCAAGCUGACCAGACAUAUGAAGACACACGGACGGAUCGGCAAGGAUGUAUACCGCUGCCGUUUCUGUGACAUGCCGUUUUCCGUGCCCUCGACGCUGGAGAAGCACAUGCGGAAGUGCGUCGUCAACGCGACCUCAAACGCCGUCUCCGCGAGCCAAAUGGCUGAUCUAAACUUCCCUCUCGGUAGGUUCAACACGUUGCAGGGUAAACAGGCUUACGCAGCUCGUGACCGCCCCCGCAAUGUUAACAGACCACAUGCUUCAACUAUUCGCCUCAUAAACCGAUCAACUAGAUUGCUAUAAACUAACGCUCGUUCGUUAAUCAUCGUUACCAUCAUCAAACAAAGAAGAAAAACAAACCCGAUUUUUCAGUCUAGGCAAACAACCCUAUACCUCAACACAACUAACCAGCCAACUUGUAACGCUAACGUGGGGCAGAACGGCUCGUCAUACACCGCAGUAAUAUCCAUCUGCUGAAAUCAUCUACAUUAAUAACACUUUCAACACAGGAUGGUAUCUCAACGUUUCGUCUAUCUCAACCAGCUGCUACUGCUGAUGAUGUCAUCUAUGAUGUUUGUGAUUCGAAGAGGCGGGGAAAACCAGAGAUCGGUAAGCGACGCAACAUCCGCUAGCUAGGGAGCUCGGCAACGGGUGAGGUUGAUGCCCACCGAAGGUUCGGGACCAAGCUUUCUAUGGCCAACCCUCUGCAAACGAAGGACUUGGACACCCCCUGGCCUAUUUCGGAGCCCUCACACCGACGCUGAGAUAUACCUUAAAGGAAAUUUCCACAACAUGAAACGUGUCGUCUGCAAGCAACAACGUAAAUUAAAGAAUACUGAAUACUGCUUCAGCAACAAUGGUAAAUAACAACCGCAAGUGGACACAACUUAUUCAGUGCGUCAAUAACGUAUACAAGUACGUAUAUGGCUAUGUGUUGGAUUUUACACGAGGCAAUGGCUUUCGAUUUGAGCAGUUUGGCCAAUUCUUUGUCAAUAGCCGAGUGGCGAGGCUUAAAAUCCCACAGAAGUAACCAGCCAUCUACCCUGUGUAAGCUGAUUAUGGUCGGAGUUACCGCGCGUGCGAUAUACAUAUAGAUUUGUAUGAAAAUUAGUUAGAGUUACUACUUACCUACGAAGUAUAUAUAUAUAUAUAUAUAUAUAUAUAUAUAUAUAUAUAUAGUAUAAUGUGAAUCAAGUCGGAGACAAAGGGCAAACAGAGAGAAAUAUCAUUCUGAAACUAGGAUACCCGUGGGUGGACAAACUAAUUAUAUCGAAUAGUGAAGGGCCACCUUAUUAGUUGGGCAUCGACUUACAAUUAUAGGCAACUUGGCAGGUUGCUCGUAUUCGUCACGAUGUCAAAAAAUUAGUUUUCUGUUGUAAAAUGAGUGAAUAAAAAGUGGAACUAUAUAUGUGACUGUGUGAAUACGUGAGUUUGCGAGGCCCGCGCGACCAUGAAUUUAAUCGCGAGAUGAUAUAGAGCUGAAAGCAUGAGAGUAUGGGUAAGUGGUGAGAGCUGCGUAUUUCAACCUCUAGCGGGGUCGUGUAUAUCACGCCGUCGUAACUGCGCUACAAUUUAAUGGAUUUACGUAGUUCUAAAUAUAACAAUGAUGAAAUGGCUUCCUUGAUUGACUAUGAUAACGACGACGACGAUGAUGAUGACAACGCUAAUAAUGAAUCUAGCGAUGAUGUACAGAAUAAUCAGCCUACUAAGCUUCCCCAUCCUCUUCUAUACUGUGCCUGUUACUGCUGCCAUCGGUUCCAAUUCUUCAUUGUACCAUGAUCACUAAUAGCACCACACAAGAGCUCAUUAAUACCGCUACUAUAUAGCACUUCCUGUCUAGCACACACACGUCUGCUGAACAAAUAACGAGAAACAGAUCCAAAACGGUCACUUACCCCAGCCGUAAAAAAUAUUUAUGGAACAACAGAAGUGGAAACAGGACCCCGGUUAAUCAUGUCAUAACCUCCUCGAACGAAACGCCUCAGUCGAACCCUCAGCUCAAAACGUAUGAUUUAAUAGAAUAGCGGAUUUUCGUACAUCUAGUCAUGGGUUGAUCUUGUUCACAACAGGGAAACAGCUAAGUAACAAAUAAGUAAACUAGAAGAGAAACAAAAUCAUUAUUUGAGCUAAGCAAGCUAACGAAUCGAGACGGAUAGAAAGCGCGGUCCUUUUAGCGGUAAAAACAGAGACUGCCGGAUGAAAGUGGAUAAAUUCUCAUAUAUAUAUAUAUAUGGAAAAGAGAUGGAAAUGGAUAUAUAUAUAUAUAUAUAUAUAUAUAUAUAUAUAUAUAUAAUAGAAAACGUGAUCUGAUAUAAAUGGUAUAAACAGCAGAUGAAGUAUGAGGUGAUGGCGUAUAUAAGAAACUGGUAGUGAUGCACUAAACAGGACGAGAGAGAGACAGCGAGAGAGAGAGUGAGUGAGUGUAAAGACGUCGUCGGGGUUUUAAAUGUUUUAUGCUAUGGGAGGAGACGGAAGAGUUGAUGGAGAAUCUGCUAGGAGAUGAAGUGAAGACCAUUGAGAAAGCUCACGGUUGCAUCAUCAUCAUCAUCCUCCUCCUCACAUUGAUUCGUUACUUGUUGAGGAAUACUGCUGUACGGGUGGCUUUCUGGCUAUGUGACUGUGUGCUUAACGAUAGUGUGAACGAAUUAUGACUAAAUGUAUGGAUGAGGUACUAAUACGGAGAAGCGAGUUGACCUCACCACACUCCCACGACAUAACGAUGCCGAUCUGACGGCCCUUAGCGGUACUGAUACGUUAGAAUAAAAUGGGGCAGGCUAAGCUGAGAAAGGGGCAAAAAAAAACCACUGAAACCCUAUUAUUAUUAUUAGUAUUAUAAAAAGAGGGUUCUGAAAGGUAGGCCGAUACCAAAAAAUACAAUGCAUCAAAAAAGGUAACGUGAAAAGAACGAGUUAACUGUGAAUCAAAACAAGGUGAAACACAAAACUGUAGGCGUGCAACUAUAAUACGCCAGAACCUUGAUAAUGAUAUAGAAAUGCGUAAAAAAAAAGCCAAACGCGUCAAACAAAAUAGAAUUAGUAAGGAGUGAAAGUACUUACGAAAUACUGAUACAAUAGACCAUCAAUUGUGCAUUUGUGUAUUGCUGUCGGAAUGUGAUGAACGACUGUAAUUGCACGCACUGCAUAAAUGGUGCCCUCUGAUUUUUCUCCAUAGUGUCACCACCUUCUCUUGUCUGAUUUCGAAGCCUGACACACCUCGCCACGGUACGAAUCAAACGGAAAUAGCUAUGCGUUUGCCGUCUUGUCACUUAUAUGUAAACGGAAGAGAAAGUAUGUAAAAAAAAAAACAAAUUGAAAGUUAAGAACAACUGCAGCGUUUGGCAGCAACGGAAAAAGCCGUCAUGCGUCCUGCUACACUGGAUAAUCCUACUGUCUUUUAUCUCAGAGAACGAUACAAUCGACAAACUUACCAUAGGUCACCUGUAACAAUUCACUGAAAUGCACGUCGAAAUAUCAGUAAACCAAUGACCGAAAUAGAAGUAUAUAGGUAUUCGCAGAGAGUGAGAAAACCGUAGGAGCUAUUGAUCAAUCUAGAUAAUAAUAAUAAUAAUAAUAAUAACGAUGAUGAUGCUUAAAGUGAUUCUAGUAGUAGGAAUACAUCAUCAAUGUCUUUGUUUCUUCCAAGUGGAGCAGCAAAAGACCCAGCGUGACAGGUAGCAAAAAGGAGAUACCAGUCUCCAACAGUUUACAGGGACCGAUCGCUGUAUCGUACGUAACUUAUGAAUGGUGCCAGAAUGGCCGUCUCUCAAACUAACGAAAUUCUCAAGCAAUUCGGUUUCGAGCGUGUGUGUGUGUGUGUGUGUGUGUGUGUGUGUGUAUGGAUACGCGCGUAAGUGUUUGUUUGUAAAUCUAUUUAUCUUCGGCUUUUUCAAAAUUGAAAAAGAAAACCAAUCAUUUACAACACUAAUGACAACACAGAUCGGAAGCAAGAACAAGCAACAUAAAGAAUAAUUUAUAUCGUUUACUGAUAUUGCAUGAAAGCAGCGAGCUCUUUGUUGUCAACCUAAUCGCUGAAAAAUGCUAUGGAUGGCGGUGGCCGACAACAGCAUGAACGAUUACCUCUGCGAUACAAACAGGAACCUAAACUAUAGUUCUUUAGUUAAUAUGUCCACCGACGAACGGGACAAAGAAGAGAACGUGCCAGUGAGCAGAAACCUAUGAUGAUGAUGAUGAUGAUCGCUAGGAAGAGACAUUGAGUGAUAAACGAAAUUACAUAUAACUACAAUUUUUUCUAUUACAACCAUUACCACUAACAUAAUUCUUUGCUAUUAUAAAAAUUAAUAUUAUUAUUAUCGCUCUGUAAAUGACUAUGACGAUAAAUCACGUUCCAUAUGGCCGCUGGGCAGAUGAUCUGUAACGGUCACGGUCCGUGUCGACGCAUUGACAAAAAAACAUCGCUGGUGAAUACCGAUCAUUGCGACUCACUGAUGGCUUAUUGUCCACUGGGCUAAUACUAUUAGCACUAAUCUUCCUCUUUCUCCACGUACAUCUCUUGAGUUGAAAACAACCCGCCACCCCACAUUACUAUCGGUGUUAUCUUCUCUCUCUCUCUCCGUCUAUAUAUAUAUAUAUAUAUAUAAUGAGGAUGAUAAUAUUAAUAAUAAUUCAAAUUUAGUGAUUGAUCUCUGCUGAGGGUCACUAAAUACCAGGGAGCGCCUAGCGUUCUGCCCGAUGGAAAUAUAUAUAUAUAUAUAUAUAUAUAUAUAUAUAUA